AUGCACACAGGUGAGAAGCCUCAUUCUUGUCAAACAUGUGGCAAAAGGUUCAGUUUUCACAGUUCUUUGUUUCGACACAUGACAGUUCACACAGGUGAGAAGCCGUAUUGUGAAACAUGUGGGAAAAGGUUCAGUCAGCAGCGUGAUUUGAAGGUCCACAAGAGAACUCACACAGGUGAGAAGCCUCAUUCUUGUGGAACAUGUGGCAAAACUUUCAGCCAACGGAGUGCUUUGUUGCGCCACAUUGAAACUCACACAGGUGAGAAGCCUCAUUCUUGUGAAACAUGUGGAAAAAGGUUCAGUCAGCAGCGUGAUUUGAAGGUCCACAAGAGAACUCACACAGGUGAGAAGCCUCAUUCUUGUGAAACAUGUGGCAAAAGUUUCAGUCGACGGAGUCAUUUGUUGGUCCACGUGAGAAUUCACACAGGUGAGAAGCCUCAUUCUUGUGAAACAUGUGGCAAAAGGUUCAGUCAGCAGCGUGAUUUGAGGGACCACAAGAGAACUCACACAGGUGAGAAGCCUCAUUCUUGUGAAACAUGUGGCAAAAGUUUCUGUCAACGGGGUCAUUUGUUGGUCCACAAGAGAAUUCACACAGGU
Messenger RNA from Salarias fasciatus (jewelled blenny), 597 nucleotides. RefSeq names its product zinc finger protein 2 homolog. Gene Ontology annotation, biological process: regulation of transcription by RNA polymerase II. The transcript is spliced from 2 exons. Gene Ontology annotation, molecular function: RNA polymerase II cis-regulatory region sequence-specific DNA binding; DNA-binding transcription factor activity. The annotation marks the transcript as partial. NCBI's taxonomy places the organism in Eukaryota, Metazoa, Chordata, Actinopteri, Blenniiformes, Blenniidae. The record is from RefSeq and is a predicted model, not a curated record.